GCGGCUUCAGGGACCCGAUUUCGUGGCCUGAAAGAGCAGACUGACCGCAUGAAAGAUAAUGUUCUUAAACAUCUACGCAAGACCAAAAUACCAACCUCAUUUAACGACAAGGCCAUACUUUUAGCAAAGGAACAAGGCGCCAGGUUGUAUCUUGACAUGGAGCCUACGUUACGCAAGGACAAGCUUGAGGAACUGGUGAAGAAACUAGACCUGGAACUCAAAGCAGAGAUGGAGAACAAGGAAUCAGUUGAGCAUGAGUUGAGCCUGCUGGAGGCAGCAGAACAAAAAGCCCCAAGUUCAAAACGGAAAUCAGAAAUCAGGGCCCUAACAAACAAAAUAUUGAAAUCUGUGGAAAAACAAGAUGCCAUGCGUCUGCUUAUGCUGCAGUACUGUUCGGGUCUGCAGAACUGUAUCAACUCCUUAGAAGCAGACGUGAAUAUCUUGAGAAGUAAAUCAGAGUUUGAGAGAACUCAGACUCUGCCGAAGGAAAAUGAACAAGCCAAGACUUCCCGUUCAGGUGCAGUCGGAGGGUUUGUGCGAAGGGCGAGUUCUUCGGUGAAGGAAAAGAUGUCAUUCAUUAAGAAAGAUUUCGGGAAGAAGGGGGUGAGGAGUGAAGAAGAUGAAAAGAAUUCCAGUUCAAAGAGUAACAACAACAGCGGUCUGGUUGUGAUUGAAGAAGAUUUUGUGACUUCUCUGCAGGACAGUUUGGAGGAGGUAAAAUCUAGAAGUAAGGACAAAGAAUAUGUUGAUAGUCUGACAGAUACCGCAGACAGUACUGAGGUUAGAGAAGAUUCUGGAAUGGGGAAAAUGCUGUCAGAAAUUAGCGAUGGUCCGCCAACAGCGAAGCAGCAUCCACUGAUUGAAAUAUGUGUAGAUGAGGCAGAUUUACCAGCAGCAAGGGAAGAAGCCUUAAAUGACAGCUGUGAUCCCAAUGAACCAAACGUUCUUUCACAAAUAGAUUCAGGGGUUCCAAGAUCUAGUUCAGAUUCCAGGCUUGAGAUGAGCAAAAUGUUCAGCCUCCGACCAGAAGACAUUCUCCGUUACCGCGGGACCUCCCUGCCGAGACUUCUAGCCAGUGACGAUUCAGACUCGGAGUCAGAUUACUUGGUGAUUGAUUCCAGCGACGAGCAUGUUGUCACUGACAGCUCAGACAGUGAGAAUGACCAGAAUGUUGGCUUCAAAGAUGGAAAGAACAAAUCUCACACCCACGAUGAUGAUGAUGAUGAUGAUGACCAGGGUCAGCACCGGAGCACAGUUCAACAUUUGCAGACAUUUCAAGUGUAG
Messenger RNA from Candidula unifasciata, 1284 nucleotides. NCBI's taxonomy places the organism in Eukaryota, Metazoa, Mollusca, Gastropoda, Stylommatophora, Geomitridae. The record is from the annotation of a GenBank genome assembly.